AUGAUAUCAAGCUUAGACAUUCAUAGUGUAGCAAACUUAUAAAUUAUUUCAAAAUUUGUCCUUAAUAAUUCUUUAUUUUUGAAUAAUACUAGCUUUGGCUUUGGUGGAGCCAUAUUUUUAUUACAGAUUAGUACUUCAUCUGUUUAUAAUUCUACUUUUAUUACAAACAAAGCUCUUGAUUUUUCAGGAGGAGCGAUUUAUGUUAAUCAAUCAAGUUUAACACUUUUGGAAUCAAUUUUUUAAAAUAACCUAUCAUUAAAAGAAAGAGGUGGAGCGAUAUGUUCAGAAAAUAGUAAUUUAAUAAUAAAUUAAUCUUAAAUAAUUGGAAACACAGCUAUAAUCGGUGGAGGAAUUUACUAUAAUCAAGAUUAAUCUUUGUUUGUUGAUCUAAAUACUAAAUUGUUUAACAACACUGGGCGAUUUUAUGGAAACAAUAUUGGUUCUUUUCCUGUAAAACUUCUAAGCUACGAUUUAAAAAAAAAAUAAUAUAAUAAUUAUAUCAAAAUCGAAAAUUUCUAAAGUGGAAACUACACAAAAAAUCCUCUCUAUGUGCAAUUUAUCGAUCAAGAAAACAGAAUGAUAUCUCUAGAUAUCAAUAGUGAUGUCGAUCAUUUAUCAGAUAGUAUAUUAUAGGAAAUAUAGAGUUAUUAGAUACAAAUUUAAACAUUACCUGACUAAAAAGAUUUAGUUAUUGUGCAAGGAAAUAAGUUGGAAUAUAUUUAAGAACUAAAUUUAUUUAAGUUAAAUAUUACAGCAGGAUAUAGCAAUAACUCUAUUUAUUAGUUAAAAUUAGUCUCAUAAAUAUCUAACAAAAUUCUUGUACUUGAUUUAGAAUUAGAUUUUAGGAGAUGCAAAAUAGGAGAGAUAAGAUAAAGAAAUUAAGGAUUCAUAUAGUGCUACGAAUGUUAGCCAGGAACUUACUCUCUAACUGAUCCAUACUCAGAUGAAAAAAAUAUAGAUAGCCUACAGUGCUUAAAAUGCCCUCAAUAAUAUACUUCAAACUGCUAUAAAGACCGUUUAAUUUUAAAAGAUAAUUAUUGGAGAGAGUCAAAUACAACAGACGAAAUCUAUUCUUGCUUAAAAAAUGGAUGCAGUGAAACAAACAAAAUUCAAAUAAAUGGUUGCAUAAAAGGAUAUAUAGGUCCUUUAUGUGAUUCUUGUGAUUACAAAGGAUAGUAUUGGAAUGCUUAAUAUGCUUUAAAUGGAGAUAGAUGUGUAUAAUGUCAAGAAAUAGCGUUUCUAAAAAAGUUCUUUUUCUUAAGUUAUUGUAUUUGA
Molecule: messenger RNA, 1275 nt
Organism: Tetrahymena thermophila SB210
Lineage: Eukaryota; Ciliophora; Oligohymenophorea; Hymenostomatida; Tetrahymenidae
Product: transmembrane protein, putative
Exons: 4
Source: RefSeq, a predicted model, not a curated record